UCAAAGACCACCCGUGAAUGACCCAGCUGCAAGCACUUAGAACAAUCAAAGUUCAUCUCCAUUUUCCUGUCAUAGAAGUCAAAAGUCUGCUCCUUUAACCUUAUGCCGCACUCCUUCCUCUCGCUACAUAUAGCAAUCCUACGAUAAAAUCUUCAGAACAGCAGACAGAGACCAAACACAAGAAAAUGAAACUCCAAGAUCUUGUCCCUUUUCUGUGUAUCUUCUUCACUAUCACAACAGCGCAGACAACAAUCCAACCAGGCACCACUCUCUCUGCUUCAAACCCAAACCAAACCUGGUCUUCACCAAGCAGUACUUUCUAUAUAGGGUUUUCCCAAGUGGAUUCAUCUUCGUCUUACACCUUAACCAUCAACUACAACGGCGGUGUCCCAAUUUGGACAGCAGGCAACUCUACUACCACGGUGGAUUCAGAGGGGUCCUUUCAAUUCCUGUCCUCCGGCAACCUCCGCCUCCUCAACGGCUCUGGCGCCACUGUCUGGGACUCCAACACUGCUGGACUCGGUGUCACCACUGCUUCACUUGAUGAAAUUGGUAAUUUAGUGUUAAAGAAUGGAACUUUACCUGUUUGGUCAUCUUUUGAUAACCCCUCUGAUACCAUAGUACCCAAUCAGACUCUUCGUGUUGAUCAAGUUUUAAGAUCUGGGUCUUAUUCAUUUAGGUUUCUUAGUUCAGGAAAUCUAACUUUGAAAUGGAAUGAUAGUAUAGAGUAUUGGAAUCAAGGUAAUGCUUCUAUUAAUGCUAAUUUGACAUCGCCUACUUUGGGGUUGCAACCAACUGGGAUGUUGUCAAUUUUUUCUGCUGCUUUUACAAGCGGGCCACAUAUUGUGGCUUAUAGUAGUGAUUACGGUGAUGUGGGUACAAGGUUGAGGUUUCUGAAGUUGGAUGAAGAUGGGAACUUUAAGAUGUAUAGUACUGAUAUAGGUAGUAAAACUGCAAAUAUGGUAUGGUCAGCUUUGACUGACCAAUGUGAGGUUUUUGGUUAUUGUGGGAAUAUGGGAAUUUGUAGUUAUAAUGAGUCGAGUUCGAGUCCAAUUUGUGCUUGUCCAUCUGAGAAUUUUGAGCCUGUCGAUGUGAAUGAUAGUAGACAAGGUUGUAAAAGAAAAGCUGAGAUUGAUAGUUGUCCGGGGAAUGCUACUAUGUUGGAGAUAGAUCAUGCAAAAUUCUUGACUUAUGAGCCUGAGUUGUCUUCUCAGAUUUACUACAUGGGAAUAUCAGCUUGCAGGUCGAAUUGUCUUUCUCAAGGUUCAGCUUGUAUUGCUUCUACAUCUUUGUCUGAUGGAACUGGGCAUUGCUACGCAAAACCUCCGGGCUUUAUCAGUGGCUAUCGGAAUCCAGCACUUCCCAGUACUUCGUAUGUGAAAGUUUGUGGGCCAGCGCUACCAAACCCUCCACCUGGUGUGCUGACUGUGGAGAAAAGCAGAAGUGGGAGAUUUCGCUUCUGGGUUGUUUGUGUUGCUGUUGUGAUUACCCUUUUGGGUUUGAUUGCCUUGGAGAGUGGUCUGUGGUGGUGGUGUUGUAGAAACAGUCCCAAGUUUGACAGUUUGUCAGCUCAGUAUGCACUACUGGAGUAUGCAUCUGGUGCUCCAGUGCAGUUCUCGUAUAAAGAGCUGCAGCGCUCAACAAAAGAGUUUAAAGAGAAGCUUGGAGCAGGAGGGUUUGGAGCUGUUUAUAAAGGGGUUCUUGCUAACAAAGAAGUUGUUGCAGUGAAGCAACUUGAGGGAAUUGAGCAGGGUGAGAAACAGUUCAGGAUGGAGGUUGCAACUAUUAGUAGCACUCACCAUUUGAAUUUGGUUAGAUUGAUUGGUUUUUGCUCCGAGGGUCGGCAUAGGCUGCUGGUUUAUGAGUUCAUGAAAAAUGGGUCUCUUGAUAAUUUCCUUUUCACUACAGAAGAGCAGUCAGGAAGAUUGUUGAAUUGGGAGCAGAGGUUUAACAUCGCCCUUGGAACUGCAAAAGGAAUCACUUAUCUUCACGAGGAAUGUCGAGACUGCAUUGUCCACUGUGACAUAAAGCCAGAAAACAUUCUUUUGGAUGAGAACUAUAAGGCCAAGGUGUCUGAUUUUGGUCUUGCAAAGCUCAUAAAUGCCAAGGAUCACAGAUAUAGGACACUGACCAGUGUUAGAGGAACAAGAGGAUACUUGGCACCAGAAUGGCUUGCAAAUCUUCCAAUAACUUCCAAAUCGGAUAUCUACAGUUAUGGGAUGGUUUUGUUGGAGAUAGUGAGUGGCAGAAGGAAUUUUGAAGUCUCAGCAGUAACAAACCGUAAAAAGUUCUCUGUUUGGGCUCAUGAAGAGUUCGAGAAGGGAAAUGUUAAUGCAAUUUUGGACCAAAGGCUUACAGACCAAGAUGUAGAUAUGGAGCAAGUGACAAGGGCAAUUCAAGUGAGCUUUUGGUGCAUCCAGGAGCAGCCAUCUCAGAGGCCAAUGAUGGGAAAAGUGGUGCAGAUGCUGGAGGGAAUUGCUGAGAUUGAGAGACCACCAGCACCAAAGGCAAUAACAGAAAGUUCUACCAGUGGAACAAGCAUAAUGAGCAGCAAUGUCAGUGCUCUCUCAACUUUUGCAGCAUCAGCUCCAGCUCCCUCAUCUUCCUCAUCAUAUCAGACUAUGGGAGUUUCGCCUUUAGCUUCAGGUAGAAAUAUAGAGAGGGCAUCUUCAUCACUGUUGCAUUCAGACCCAAACUGAAGUUCAUCAUUAAACACACCAUUCGCCUCCAAUACCUAGGAACUCUAAGGAGAAUGAGAUACCAUACAUUAUAUCAAUGACAAUGAAAUCUUGUAAAAAUUAUUUCAACUGUACUAUGUAUAUUGAUUUAUCAAAAAUGGCCUUUAGCCGUCAUAGAUUAUAUUUUACAAAA
This is a messenger RNA of Populus nigra (black poplar), 2871 nucleotides long. RefSeq names its product G-type lectin S-receptor-like serine/threonine-protein kinase At1g34300. NCBI's taxonomy places the organism in Eukaryota, Viridiplantae, Streptophyta, Magnoliopsida, Malpighiales, Salicaceae. Gene Ontology annotation, biological process: protein phosphorylation; recognition of pollen. The coding region runs from base 186 to 2699 and encodes 837 amino acids. Gene Ontology annotation, molecular function: protein serine/threonine kinase activity; ATP binding. The transcript has a single exon. The record is from RefSeq and is a predicted model, not a curated record.